CCACGUGGCCCGAUAAGGGGGCGGGUCUGCAAGCAUCGCUGAUCAACCUCCUCUUCUGUCUUCUGUCUCCUGUCUCCAUGCCAUGCAAACUACUUCCAAGCCAUGAAUGAACCACAGAACAUCUCAGAGAUAACACAGACUCUUCAGCGAGAUGUGAAUUGUCUUGGAGAUGAGAACAGGAACACUCGUAAGCGUGCCCUAGAGCGAUUAAAGAAGGAGACAAUUGGCCGUAACCCUGGUUACGACCCCCCACAGCUUCAGGGUGUGUGUGGCUUCCUCAUCAAGCCACUCUUGAGAGUAUUCUCAGAUCCUGUGGAGAAAUGUCGCGAGUUGUCCAUCUCCCUACUAGCUGAUUUCUGUGCCCAGGUGGAGGACAUGCCCACCAUCCUGCCCCUCCUCUUACCAGUGGCAGUGGCCAGACUGGGCAGGCUGGAAAUCACUGAGCCUUCAGAGGAGAUACGCCUCUCUCUAGUGUCUCUGCUCUCGGCCAUUGUGACACGCUGUGGAGUGGAUAUAGGACCCUACCUUAAUGACAUGGUGCUUAUUCUACAGAGGACUAUAGUGGACCCUUUCCCUGAAGUGAAGAAGGAGAGUUGUCAGUGCACCUCCAGGCUAGCGGAUGCCAUUCCCGUCGCCUUCCACCAACAAUCCGAGUCCCUCUCUAAACCUCUCUUCCAGUCCAUGACUCAUCAGCACUCUAAAGUCAGGCUGGCCUGCAUCAAGGCUCUUGGCUCAGUGAUCCGCUAUGGUACCCCCAAUCCCCUUACGGACGCGCUCCCCCUCCUGGCACAGAGGGCAUGUGACUCCACCCCCUCCGUACGCUCGUGUCUUGUUGAUGUCGUUGGAAACUGGCUACUGGAACUACCUGACAGGUACUCGUACUUCCACAAGCUCCUCCCCCUUCUCCUCACUGCCCUCACGGACGAACUGCCGGAGAUCAGGAGGAAAGCUAACGACAUCUGGUACAAGGUUGGCCGUCAGUACGAGGCUGAGAAUGAGGAGGAACUGAAGGACAAGAUAGACUUUGUGACGCAGAGGGAGCCAUCGCCUCUCCUUGAGUUUGGUCGUCCCAACCUUGGUUGUCGAGUGCUCGUCUACCGAAACUUCUCUAAGAUUCUACCAGCUCUCCUCAAGGACAUGACGGACUGGACCACCAACAGUAGAAUCAAGUCGUCGCAGCUGCUGUUUGUGUUGCUAGGUCACCUGGAGGAGCACACCACCCACCACAUCCAGUCAGUCCUCAGUGGACUGUACAGGGCCUGUCAGGAUGAUGAGCGCACUGUACUAGAACAGGCUACCAAGUGUGCUGAGGUGAUUGGUUGCUACGUCUCCCCCGAGGUGUGGUGUAAGCUAGUACCCCCGGCAGUGAGGACCAGUGCAGGUUGCCGAGUCAGCGGAACUGACCAGGCCAGUACAGUACCUGUUGGUCCUGUACAGUGCACCAGCUGUCUGCACGUCCUCGUUGCACUAAUGAAGGGGGCAAAGGUCGAGGUCAUUCAGCCGUAUCUUGAGGUGAUUGUGGACUGUCUCAGUGAACCUGAGGUGGGGCAGACAGAGCACACCCCCCUCUUACGAGAGCUCCUACUAGCAGUGGGUGUGGUCACAGAGGCGGCUAUUGUACUGACUCGAGAUUUGUCCUUCAAAUUGUUCACUGUUACGCUACGAGCUGAGGCGUCCAAUCAGGCGUCAGCACUUCGGGGCGAGAUAGAUAGAAUCCUUGCUCUCCUCACUUCCAGACAAGGUCACGCCUCCACACAGGGCCUCUAUCAGGACCACACCCACCAGAUACUCCAGCAGCUUGCGGAGGGUUACACUGGAUGGAGUGUCCACUCUCCUAACUGUACUCUGUUCAGUGCUCUGUUGUCAGGGGCAGGGCCGGUGUUGGGUGGUCUACUAGGGGAGGUCCUACCUAUCCUCACUUCCUGUCUCAGACCAGAUGCUGACCCAGAGAUGAGACUACAUUUCAUCACACUGCUUAUCCGACUGUUGAUGGAGGCUUCCUCUUCCAUGAACUCGCAAGACCAGUUUAACCAGUUUGCCAGUGCCGUGGUAACUGAUAUCAUUAUCCCAAACUGUGUGUGGAAGGGUGGAAGGACAGCUGCAGCCAUCAGGACGGCAGCCAUGACCUCGCUACAAGCUCUGCUACAGUCCAACCUCUUGGCCAGAGAGCAGCUAGACUCAUUCAUGUCACAGCUCAUGCCCAAGGUUAUCUCAUGUUUGGAUGAUGACAACCGCUCCACUCGUCUGGUGACUAGUCAAGUGUUGCAGCUGCUCCUCCUAACGAACCCACCCUCCAUUACAGUUAAUGUGCUCCACACGCUGUACUCUGACCUCUUGAAACGGCUGGACGACAGUAGUGAUGAGAUAAGACUCUCUAUCACACACACCUUGAUCGCAUUCAUUCGUGCAUUCCCUGAGGGCUAUGAUAGCACUCUAUACAGAGCUCAUCUGGAGGAGCUAUACAAAGGCCUCCUGAUUCACCUUGACGACCCCUCACCACAGAUACAGGAGGCUAUAUUCAAUGUACUAAAAGAAGCGGCACGGCUGGACCACCCCCUGCUGACUCAGCAGUUGCAAGAAGUCAAGCAUAAGCACAGAAGCAGCAGCUACUGCGAGCUGCUCCUUCAAUUCCUCAGCUCCUCCCACUGAACUAUAUGAUGUAGGACUACAUUUUAUCACUGCUAUAAUUAUAUGAUAUAUAUUUAUUAUGACUGCG
This is a messenger RNA of Halichondria panicea, 2716 nucleotides long. RefSeq names its product dynein axonemal assembly factor 5-like. Gene Ontology annotation, cellular component: cytoplasm. The transcript has 19 exons. Lineage: Eukaryota; Metazoa; Porifera; Demospongiae; Suberitida; Halichondriidae. Gene Ontology annotation, molecular function: dynein intermediate chain binding. The record is from RefSeq and is a predicted model, not a curated record. Gene Ontology annotation, biological process: cilium movement; outer dynein arm assembly; inner dynein arm assembly. Bases 103 to 2649 code for a protein of 848 amino acids.